AUGCAAGACUUGAGGAUACAGGCCAUGGCACUGUGCAAGAGGCAUCAGAUGAGCUUCUCGGAAGUCAUGUCCGUCCUUGAGGCUUUGCAACACGCCCAUUCCGACAAGAGCGGCGUGGCGACGGAAAAGUUCAGGAAUUUCAUGCAACGGGCUCUGUAUGUCGAGCAUGUCAAUGACGAAUUGCUCCAGAGUGCUUAUCAGACCUGCGCAUCGCAGGGUUACAUUAACGUAGAUGAGUUCCUGAACUGGUGCAAGGCGCAUAUGUUCUCCGUCGUGGCGGGCUUGACUGCAGACUCAGAGCACACGACGUCCGUGCGACUUGUGCAGACAGUUGCGCAUCGCUGCGGCCUUCGGGUCUCGGAAGUUGAUAGAAUAUACGCGCAUUUCCAGAAAUUCGAUUUAGACAAGUCUGGCGAAAUUGAGUUUGUUGAGUUCGAAGCAAUGAUAAAAUCUCUUAUAGGUGUCAGCCAAACAACAGACCUCCCAAAGGAGCGUCUGCAGCGAUUUUGGAAGGAGAUGGAUACGGAUGGAAAUGGCAUCGUGGACUUUGGAGAAUUCGCGCAGUGGUAUAUCAAAUAUUUUCCAACAUCCACGAUGAUGGAGGAUUCCUCUGGAGGUGUUUUGGAGGCGUUCUAUGCAUCUUACUCGCCGGAUGUGCAGCGAAGUAACUGCCUCGAUGAGCAGUCUCAGGAG
Messenger RNA from Symbiodinium pilosum, 693 nucleotides. The record is from the annotation of a GenBank genome assembly. NCBI's taxonomy places the organism in Eukaryota, Dinophyceae, Suessiales, Symbiodiniaceae.